Cryptosporidium muris RN66 is the source of this 1044-nucleotide messenger RNA. Its product is annotated as cyclin, N-terminal domain-containing protein. The coding region runs from base 1 to 1044 and encodes 347 amino acids. Gene Ontology annotation, biological process: regulation of cyclin-dependent protein serine/threonine kinase activity. The record is from RefSeq and is a predicted model, not a curated record. Lineage: Eukaryota; Apicomplexa; Conoidasida; Eucoccidiorida; Cryptosporidiidae. Gene Ontology annotation, molecular function: protein kinase binding. The transcript has a single exon.
AUGGAUAAAUCAGUUACAAUGUUUAUAGAUAGUGAAAAUCAGCGUGAUAUAGAGAAUAAGAUUGAUUCUCAUGAUAAUGUAGAUAUUACACGCAACUUUUAUAUAUCAAAGUCUCAAAGAGGUUUAAGAAUAUUUUCUAGUAAAAAUAUGGCUGAGAACAAAGUCCACUUAGAUCACUCUUCGAACUUAGACCUAUUUAACGAACCAUAUUUCUGUGGAUCAUUUGCUCAAAUAAAUAAAUCUGUUGAUAAAUUGUUUUUUAAGCAAAUACAAAGUAAAGAUAGUAUAACUAAAAUAAUAAAUAUUAUGAUGAGUUCAUUCCUUCAAAAUCAUAUAAUUCCUGUCUUAAAUAAAAAGGGAAUUGAUAAAAAAGAGUUGAUAAAUAUGAUAAUGGUGAGAUAUUUUUUAAAAGAUGAACUUUACAAAUAUUCAACUAAUAUAAAUAGAUUUGCAGGAUGGAAUAUAUUAACAAAUAUAUUUGAUAGUUCAAUUGCACCUUUAAAUAAAGAUACACAAGAAGAUUGUUUGUCUUCUCUACAUGAUUCUGAUCUGUUGGAAAGUUUGCUUUAUAGAGAUAUUUUAGAUAAAAUGAGGACAUUAAUUGGAUACAUUGUAGAUAUUAAAAGGGAUGAUAAGCAAAUUACUCCAUUUGAUUCUUGUCGAGUUCCAAAUAUUGCAGUUAGAGACUAUUUUUCUAGAUUGGUAGAAUUUUUUUUAUGUAGUCCUUCUAUGUACAUCUUAUCAUUUAUAUAUAUAGAUCGUCUAAUUAAAAAAAAUCCUACCUUUUCAGUUGAUGUUAUUAAUGCUCAUAGACUACUAGUUACAACUCUACUAUUAGCCGUGAAACUUUUUGAUGACAAAUUACUUUCCAAUUCAUAUUAUUCUAAAGUAGGUGGUAUAUCUAAUCUAGAAUUAAAUAAAAUGGAAGCUAUGGUAUUCACUCUUCUUGAUUUUGAUUUGAAUGUUUCAUUUGGGGAAUUUGUAUUCUAUGCGUUGUCUAUUAAAUUAGUUGGGGGGGUUUUACAAUUAAUUGAUUCUAAAUAA